Molecule: messenger RNA, 2856 nt
Organism: Dromaius novaehollandiae (emu)
Lineage: Eukaryota; Metazoa; Chordata; Aves; Casuariiformes; Dromaiidae
Gene: MSANTD2
Product: Myb/SANT DNA binding domain containing 2
Exons: 6
Coding region: 34-1842 (602 amino acids)
Source: RefSeq, a predicted model, not a curated record
UCACUUCCGCCCGCUCGGUCCGGCAGCUCCAAUAUGGCGGCGUCCUGCGGCUCCUCGCAGCUCCCGGCCGCCGAGUCGCCGCUGAAGAUCCCCAAGAUGGAGGUGCUGUCGCCGGGCUCGCCGGGGGCGCUGAGCGACGGCAACCCCAGCCUCUCGGACCCCUCCACCCCCAGCGGCGCCUCGCCGCUCGGCGCCGGGCCGGCGGCCGGCGCGGCGGGGCUGGGGGGCGGCGGCGGCGCGGGGGGCCGCGGCGGGGCCUCGCCCUCCGUCUCCUUCUCGCCGGGCGGCGCCGCCGCCGCCGCCGCCGCCGCCGCCUGCCGCGGCAUGUCGUGGACGCCGGCGGAGACCAACGCGCUCAUCGCCGUGUGGGGCAACGAGCGGCUGGUGGAGGCGCGGUACCAGCAGCUGGAGGGCGCCGGCACCGUCUUCGGCAGCAAGGCCCCCGGGCCCGCCAUGUACGAGCGCGUCUCCCGCGCCCUGGCCGAGCUGGGCUACGAGCGCACGCCCUCGCAGUGCCGCGAGCGCAUCAAGCAGCUCCCCAAGAGACAGAGUGAGUUAGUAAGGAAGGCAAAAUAUACCCUCCGCAGGUGCUACAGCCGGGUGAAGGAGCACGGCGUGGGGAAGCGGAAAAGCAGCUACACCUUCGAGCAGCUGGAGCAGGUCUUCGGGCAGGGCGGAUGGGACUCGCAGCCCUGCCAGCCCGUGCUCAUCAACAGCAGCGGCCUGUACCAGGAGCUGGAGUCGGACGGCAGCACCAUGGAGGAGUACUCGCAGGAGGACUGGGGCAACCACAGCCAGGACCUGCACUGCUACCAGACCGGCGAGCAGGAGUUGGAUGAAAUGCCUACCACAAAAAGAACAUUAAAGAUAAAACAGGAGUCUUCAGAAGACACGCAUUACCUCAGAGCAUCUGAAAAGCUUCACAACUCGGUCUUUUCUUGGCUACAGCAAAUGAAACAAGACUCACUACAUGAAUGCGAGGACUUAAGACGCGGGAAGCGGGACGUGAUGCAGAACAUCAUGCAGAUCUUGGAGUCGGUGCAGCUGAAGUGGGAGCUGUUUCAGAGCUGGACGGACUUCUCCAGGCUGCACCUCUCCAACAAGCUGGCCAUUUUCGGCAUCGGCUACAACACGCGCUGGAAGGAGGACAUCCGCUACCACUACGCCGAGAUCAGCUCGCAGGUGCCCCUCGGCAAGCGGCUCCGGGAGUAUUUCAACUCGGAGAAGCCGGAGGGGCGGGUCAUCAUGACCAGGGUGCAGAAAAUGAACUGGAAAAACGUUUACUACAAAUUCCUGGAGAUCACCAUCAGCGAAGCCCGGUGCCUGGAGCUGCACAUGGAGAUCGACUGGAUACCCAUCGCCCACUCCAAGCCCACCGGCGGCAACGUCGUGCAGUAUUUAUUGCCGGGGGGCAUCCCCAAAAGCCCGGGCUUGUACGCCAUCGGGUACGAAGAGUGCCACGAGAAGCCCCGCUCGCCCCUGGCCGAGCACCGAGACGCCGUCGCCGAGGCGCCGGCGGAGAUGGACGUGCCGUCGCCGCCGGCCUCGCUCCGGGUGGAGAUGGAGGCGGCCAGGAUCAUCUACUGUUACCUGGGCAUCGCCGAGGUGAGGACUCUGCAGCAGUGCCUGUUUUUACAUUUCCAGGCCAACACCAAAACCUUCAGCAAAGAGUGGGUCGGGAUCAAUGGGUUUUUAUCGCAGAACUGCGUCGUAGAGCCGGGCGUCUCGCCCAAGUCCAUCUACAUCAAAUUUGUGGAAGUGGAGAGGGAUUUUCUUUCCGCCGGCUCUUUGGUAGAGUGCCUGGAAAAAGCCAUCGGAUACCCCUUAAAGUUUAACAACUGAAUCUCGUCCUUCAUAAGGAUUUAGGGCUUCUGCCCGGUCUCCAUCUCACUACCAGACGCUUUGGGAUCCCGUCCGUCGGCGGUCGGGCAAGUCGGAGCCUUUCCGAGCGCCGGGGAAGCUCCGGAGCGAAAGACGCUCGCGGACGGUUACGCAAAACAAAAUCCGAGCUCGUCCCGGGCCAGCGGGGCACGUGGCCGGGCGGCCCGGCCGGUUUUCUACGGAGCCAGGGGAGCCCCGAAAACGAACUGACUUGUAGGUACAUUCCACAUCGGACAGAGCGAACGCUUUGCGUUUCAUACAAAACCCCCCUUUUUUGGUUUUUUUUGUCCCCCCCACGACGUUUCAUUUUUACACAUCCGUCUCUAUAUAAAGUGUUAUUACAGACCUGAAUAAAUAAGCAAUAGCUAACGGCGAGUUAAGCCUCGAAUCACAUUAAACGAGACUGUUUUUCAACGCCACCCUUAGAGACUCUUGUAUAUAAUUUAGAGUUUCACUUUUUUCCGCCCGUCAAAGUGUUCUCCCGUUUCCAGACAGUGUUGCCUGCAAAAAGACUUUGGUUUCCGUGAUGUAUUCCCACUUUACUCGUAGUGUCGCCAUAUCCGCUUUUUAUUUUAUUUUAUUUUUUAACAUUAAAACAAUUCCUGGCCUUUUUUUUUUUUUUUCUUCCUUUUUUUUUUUUUUUUUACGUUCUAGUUUAGCCUCUUUCCGUGGCCGGGCGGAAAACCCGGGAGCCGUUUUGUCGAACCGUGCUUAUCGAUGCAAUCAAAGCUGUGAGAAUCGGGGACGGGGUUUUGGGGAGGGGGGGAUGUCGGCGGGAGGGGAGGGCCGGGAAGAAACAUUUAACGCCUUUUCGGAGCUGUUCCUAUAUAUUAAGCCCCAUUUUCUUGCUGGCCGGCGUUUUGGUUGUUUUUUUCUUUUUUUUUGGUUUUUUUCCCCCCCCCCGAAAACUCAUCGAUCCGUGGAAGUUGUGACAUACGAUGAAUGUGUCGGUCCUAAUAAAAUCGAGCAAACGCA